AUGUGGUUUAACAUUUGUCUUCUUGUGGCGGUCUUCGCGGCGCGCUGCGAAGGAGGGACAGUGCCGAAUAGUAAACAGAAGUUAAUAUUUGGUGGGUCACCUCUCAAGAUAACGCAGGCUCCAUACAUGGCGCAAUAUGUCUCGGGAGUCUUUAUGUGCGGCGCCAGCAUUAUUCACCAAAAAUUCGCUAUUAGUGCAUCACACUGUUAUAUGCCAGAAGGAAAACAAUACAUAUUAGUAGGUUCAGAUAAAAUGACAGAAGGGGAACGGUAUGACAUACAAAAGACUGUCGACCAUCCAGAAAAUAAAAAGGACUUAAAGAUCGAUGCAGUUGUGUUAAUGUUAAGCAAACCAUUGCAAUUCAGUGAUAGAGUGCAACCUAUACAGUUGGCGCCACAAAACUUGGAUUUAAAAUCCGGUGACGAAUUGAUGUCUGUGGGCUUUGGACAGACGGAGAAGUCACUAUAUACACGAAUUUUACUGAGCGUGAAGUUGCCGUACGUCACAAAUAAGGAUUGCAGUAAAGGAGUCCCAGUCGUUGAAACAAAGUUGUGCGCAGGAGGAGUCGAGGGAGAGAGUCCGUGUAGUGGCGACAGUGGCGGUCCAUUGGUCUAUAACGACUUUCUAGUCGGAAUAGCAUCGCAUUUACACAAGGCCGAGGGGAAAUGUGGAGGAAAGCUCCCUGUACUGUUUACUCGGGUGUCAGCGAUCCGGAACUUCAUUGAUACAACUAUAGAUCAAUUAAAUGUAGAAAACAAAAAGCUGAUAUAUGGCGGUUCUCUUUACAAAAUAUCGCAGGCCCCAUACAUGGCGCAAUACUUCGCGUGGGAUAGAUGUGUCUGUGGCGCCGUUAUUGUUCAUCGAAAUUUUCUUAUUUCUGCAGCACAUUGCUAUAUACCUUCAGUAAAACAAUAUAUCAAAGUAGGUUCUGAUAAACUAAACAAGGGACUACGGUAUGAUAUAGAAAAGACAGUCCUGCAUCCGGAAUAUAAUUCGACGACCGAUAAUUAUGAUGUGGCCGUAAUAUUCUUGAUGAGAAAAUUGCGAUUUAAUAAUCGAGUGUUUCCUAUAAAGAUGGCGCCUCAAGAUUUGUCGUUAAAAGAUAAUGAAACAUUGAUGGUUGUGGGUUUUGGUAAAACUGAGGAAUUAAAACAAGCGUCGAAUUUACUUAGCGUAAAGGUACCAUAUAUUAAAAACGAAAAUUGUAAUAAAGUAAUGACAAAAUCAAAUUUGUUUAAUGUCACUGAAGCCAUGAUGUGCGCUGGAGGAGUUAAAGGAGAGGAUGCGUGUGAAGGCGACAGUGGUGGUCCGGUGGUUCAUAAUAACUUACUAGUGGGUAUAGUAUCAUUUGGAUACGGGUGUGGAUCGGAAAUCCCAGGAGUCUACACUCGAAUCUCAGCUUCUCGGCCCUUCAUUGAUACAAAUAUGAAUGAUUUAAUUAAAUCUUACAAAAGAGGAAAGCUUGCUUCAUCG
This is a messenger RNA of Brenthis ino (lesser marbled fritillary), 1473 nucleotides long. The record is from the annotation of a GenBank genome assembly. NCBI's taxonomy places the organism in Eukaryota, Metazoa, Arthropoda, Insecta, Lepidoptera, Nymphalidae.